AUGUGGGUCGCGCGUAGCGCUUUACUUUUAGCCGCCAUCGGGGUAACCCCUCUCCUUGCUUCUCCGGAUUUAUUCAAUCGAGCUGAAACGUGUGAACCGAGUGUUUCGACUGUAACCAUCGAGCCGAGUGUUCGAACUGUUACUGUGACUGUUGGAGAAACAUCUGCUAGUGCUAGUGCUAGUGCAUCUUCAUCUGUUACUACGACGGCGACUGCUUCUACGCCCUCCGUUCCAAUCCAGUCUGGAAAUCCGGGGACGUUUACACCGGGACGUUCUUCGCGCAGUAAAACUGGAAGUGCUGCGUCGGAGACUCCUAAAGUUUCCCCUGGUACUUCAUCGGAGGUUUCAUCUGAGACUUCGUCUGAUACUCCCUCUGAUACUCCCUCUAAUACUCUGUCUUCUGGUAUCCCAUCUUCUGGUACUCCCUCUAAAUCUCCAUCUAACGCCCCAUCUACACGUACCGGCCCAUCUUCUUUAAUCCCCUCGGCCAAUCCAUCUUCAGGCACAGGAUAUCAAUCCCACGCCCCGAACGUAAUAAUCGGAAGCUUGACAGUCCCCAUUCAAAGCACCCCAACCACGAUCUCCCAGUCCGGCCAUUCCCCCAUCGUGGUAGGCCCAUCUGGGAUCCAAAUCGGGUCACAAACACUGAAAAGCGCAACCACAAUGACCGCUGACGGUGUGACUGUGACUUAUGACGGAGCCCAAGAAUCAAACCCACCCGAGUCCGAGUCUAAGUCCGGGGAUUCGACUUCGACGGCAGCUCAACAAGAGACAGCGACAACCUCAGGAGCAGCCACGACAGCGACUUCGUCAUCCUCGUCAAUGGCCUCGGCCUGGGAUAGUUAUGUAACUAUCAAUAAUGAAACCUACCGCAUUCCCUCUGGUGAUUCGUCGUUGGAUAUAGUCCUAGAUGAUGGGUCGCUGCUUACGCUGUCUUCGGGACAGGUGUCUAUUAAUGGCGAUAAGGCUGAUAUUCCUGAUGAUGUCUCCGAUUCACCUACGCUCACUGCUGAUGGGCAGUCAUUCACUGUGGGCGAAGGGUCUGGUAGUGGCAGUGGUGAUGGCGGUAACGGUGGUGAUGGAGGAAGUGGUGGUGGUAGUGGCUCAAGCAUAUCUAGUUUGAUUGAUACAAUCUCUGGACUAGGCGAUGCUGAGAGCUCUAUUUCUUCUGGUCUGGACAAAAUCACCAGUGGCAUCAAGUCCUGGGCCUCCGGGGGCGCAGAGAGCGAAGUGACUUCACUUUCAGGGUCUAUUGAUUCAGCACUCGAAAGUCUGGACCAGUUGCUAGGCCCCAUGAGAAGUAUCUCACAAAGCUCUAGCAUCGAGCUGCAGGAAUUAACCACAGAUGGUCUCCGGGUGGUAUCCAAUGCUUAUCCUGAUCUGGAAAGAGGCCGUGAUAUUCUGAGCUCGAUGCAGAAGUUAUUGAAAGGUCUUCCCACACUUCGAGACGCUGCUACGCAGAAUGUCAAGAAAUACUGGCUUCGCUAUGUAGCCACAGGUGGUGGACUCUUGGCUUUGGACCAGACUAUCCAGAAGCUGAAAGAAUAUUCAUGGGACGAUGCCUUGACAGUAACGGCCACCUCCACAACCGCUGCAGAAACCCAAGCCACAUCUGCGACAUCUACAACUUCAACAACCGAAUCGCCGACGGCUUCCUCUUCAUACCUUAUUACGACCAAGCGCGGCACAUCUCUCACUAUGUUCAAGACUUUUGUUCAUGGCCUUGACGGCGGCGCGGGAUAUCAAAUGGCUUAUUCGGAGGUUGAUCACCAAGCCUACGUGACAGACCUCACAGCGACCCAGGUUGCUACUAUCAAAGCUCUUCCUUUCAUCAGGACAGUCUCCUAUAACAUUCCUGUGACCGAGCUGGAUGACGACGAGGACUUCCGCGCUGUUCCCAACCGAGACUUUUCACCUGAAGUUGAUGAGCUACACAACUUGACCAACCACAAGUCGAGCAAAUGGCUUUCGUCGCGGGCUAUAGCUCAAUCACCUCGGGGCCAAAGUGGUUCACACCUCAAAAUGAUUUCUUCUGACAAGAUGGGUACACCUACCGAGGACUAUCUGUUUGACGAUACCCUUGGCAAAGGAACAACUAUCUAUGUCAUUGAUACAGGUUUCGAUACAUCAAAGCCGGACUUAGCAAGCACGGACCGAAAGGUCGAGACUUACGUUGUCCCUAAUGAUCUGACGCUUUUGGGUGUCCCAAAAAAUCAGCGAAAGCCGGAAGACCUCACCGAUUGGGGUCGCCAUGGAACCUCAGUCGCCUCCGUUGCUGGAGGCGUAAUCCGAGGAGUGGCCUCAAAAGCGGAUUUGUACCUGGUAAAAUACAAGAGUGCAUACGACAAGCCAGACGCGAAUGGCAAUAUUAAAGAGGAACGCAAAAAUGCACCGCUCGCUGCGAUGGAAGAUGCCUUUAUUAAUGUUAUACGGCACAUCAGAAAAAAUUCGAAUCAAGGAAAGGCGGUUGUCAAUAUGUCAUGGGGCUCAAAGGUUUCAGCCAAGGACGUCGCCGCUCGCAAGAAAAGUCUCGAAGACUUUAUUUCAGAACUAGAGCAGCUUGAUGUGGUAGUGGUUAUUGCAGCGGGAAAUUCAAAUACAGAAAAGCUUGAAGAGCGCAUUCCACAGAGCAUGGGUACAGAUUCCAACAGUAUUAUCACUGUGGGAGGUGUGAAUGAAGAAGGCCAAAUUUGGGAACACUCUACAUCCCAGGGAUCCGGUGGUGGAUCUCUGACUAUAUUUGCGCAGUCGGAAAACCUCGAAAUGGACGUUCCUUUUGUAGGGGUGAGAAAGGUUCACGGGACCAGCUACUCUGCUCCAGCUGUCGCUGGUCUUGCAGCAUAUUACCUUGGUAUUCCUGAUACAAAGAAACUGUUCACAAGUGGGAGUGUGUCGACGAUGGUGAAGAGUUAUAUCAAGAAGACUGCUUUCCAGCGAGUUCAGAGUAUAUCAAACUCAAAAACUCCAGCAGGCUACAAUUUCCCCAGUGAACUCAAGGUUGCAUAUAACUUGGCCAGAGGAAAUCCCCCCAACUGUGGAAGUGGAAAAAUUCUCCCGCGCGGAGAAUCGGAUAACGCCUGUCCUAUGCCAUCGUCCUCCACAAGGGAAACCUCCAGCCCAUCUAGUUAUAAGUCUACAAGCCUGGCUUCUUCCAAAACCAGUGCCUCUACAUACUCCCCAACCCCGACACCGGUGACCACAACGACGGCUACUCGCACCACCAACGGGGAAACCACCGGCACUGGCACUGGCACCACAUCAACCGGAAUUCCCUCAUCCACAGGCAAACUGACAUGCAAAGGUGGAGAUGGCCCGACCAUCUCCCUCGAAUCAUUGAAUAACCAUACAGAGUAUAAUGUUCAAACAGAAGGAGGCAUUGCCCACUGGUGUGAUAAUUUCCUAACUCAAUUACACUCACACAUUCCAGACACCUACAAUGAGCCUUGGGAUACUGCUGAGAUGACCGUUACUCUUGCCGAAUGCCCAGCUACACUAGAGGUCCCAUAUAAUGAUUGUCUGGAUUGGUGGGGGGAAAUCGCAAAUGGCUGUGAUACCGACAGUGGUGAUAAACAUGGCGGAACGUACGAAAUUGGAUGUAUGUCAUUUGAGAUGGAGAUUGGUGAUGAUAGCUAA
This is a messenger RNA of Penicillium samsonianum, 3633 nucleotides long. RefSeq names its product subtilisin-like protein. NCBI's taxonomy places the organism in Eukaryota, Fungi, Ascomycota, Eurotiomycetes, Eurotiales, Aspergillaceae. The transcript is spliced from 7 exons. Gene Ontology annotation, molecular function: serine-type endopeptidase activity. Gene Ontology annotation, biological process: proteolysis. Bases 1 to 3633 code for a protein of 1210 amino acids. The record is from RefSeq and is a predicted model, not a curated record.